UCAUCGUCAGUGCUGCUAGCGGAAUAUUUAGUACGGAUAUGAAAUCGUGUGUCUCUUUUAAUCCUUCUUCAAAACGACAAUCUGACAAAAGUUUCUGUCGCUAUUGGGGCUUGUCCGGACGGGACAGGGAAGUCAGGUUCGGUCCGGGGAGCCGUGUAGAGGCUCGGUAAUAUGGGCCUGUUGGCUAGAGUACGGAAAGAAUGGUUUAUUAUCGGUAUAGUGGCAGCAAUCGUCUCUGCGAAACUACAGCCUGCAGUUGGACUGAAAGGAGGUCCACUGAGACCAGAGUUCACAAUCACCUAUGUUGCGGUGUCAGCCAUUUUCUUCAACAGCGGCCUGUCAUUAAAAACAGAGGAGUUGACCAGUGCCCUCCUCCAUGUGAAGCUGCAUAUGUUUGUCCAGUCCUUCACCCUGGUCUUCUUCCCUGUUGCCAUGUGGCUCUGUAUCAAACUACUGGCUCUUACCUCAAUCAACACUUGGCUACUCCGAGGGUUACAGACGGUGGGAUGUAUGCCUCCUCCAGUCUCCUCUGCUGUCAUACUCACCAAAGCUGUGGGGGGGAACGAGGCUGCCGCCAUCUUUAACUCCGCCUUCGGAAGCUUCCUGGGAAUAAUAGUGACACCACUGCUACUGUUACUGUUUCUGGGCUCGUCAUCCUCUGUCCCUUUCUCCUCCAUCUUCUCUCAGCUCUUCAUGACUGUGGUCGUUCCGCUCAUCCUAGGACAGGUGUCCCGGCGGUUCCUGAGGGACUGGCUAGAGAGGAGGAAACCUCCGUUUGGAGCCAUCAGUUCUUUGGUUCUCCUGAUGAUCAUUUACACCACCUUCUGUGAGACCUUCUCUAACCCGGAUAUUGAACUGGACCACCUCAGCCUGCUGCUCAUCACCUUCAUCAUAUUCUGCAUCCAGCUGAGCUUCAUGCUGUUGACGUUUGUCUUCUCCACACAGAAACGGUCUGGUUUUACUCCAGCUGACACAGUAGCUAUCAUGUUCUGUGCUACACACAAAUCUCUCACCCUGGGUAUACCCAUGUUAAAGAUCGUUUUUGAGGGGUAUGAGCAUCUCUCUCUGAUCUCCGUCCCUCUCCUCAUCUAUCACCCUGCUCAGAUCCUACUGGGUUCAAUACUGGUACCCACCAUCAAGAGCUGGAUGAACAGCAGACAAAAGCCUAGUAUUUUAUUGCAUUGAUACCUACCUGUCUGGUCUGUGGAGUGAAGUUGACCGACCUACAGCCCAUCUGAAGUGGUACACUCCCCAGUGUGUACACUCAUUCACUCCCCCUCAUGGGGAGUGUCCUUUAAACUGUGACAGAAGGGACUACUUCCUUCCUCUUUAUGUAUCCCUCUGGUGGAAGGAUACAUACAGAAACACAAGUGCCUCGUCACAACCACGUGACUCGCGAACACGUAGUCCUGGGCUUAACGGUUGUGAUGGUUACUAUGACAAAACUUGUAUGAUUUUAUUUGAUGGUUUACUUUUAUACGAACAUAGAAGUCUCUAUUUUUGUAUCCCCCAUGAAGACGGUGUCCACUUCCUGUGAGACAAGAAGUACUACUGAUCGUCAUCAGGAAGUGAAUUCUGAGACGACACCGUCUGCCAUGGACCGGCUGGGACAUUGUCCUCUUUCUAACUAUCUUUCUGGGGAUGUUACAUUCUCUUUGUUAUUAACAUCUUUGAUGUUACAAGACUCUUUUCUGACAAUCAGUUUUUUAUGGUUUUGAACAAUGACUAGUUUACUGAUAGUUUCUAAUGCUUGUUUAGACUUUUGCGGGGCGGGGGGGUUUGUUAUAUAUAUUUUUUAAACGUUAUUACCAUAUUUGAAGGACAGACACCUGGUGAUGUCUCCCUGUCUGUAUUCUAGGGGAGGAAAAUGUGAAGUGUCUGAAUUGCCAUCCUAUUUACUGUUAAAGUGCACUACAUUUGACCAAGGCCCGGCCAUCGGUAGCACACUACAUAGAGAAUAGGGUGCACUACUGUUGACCAAGGCCUGGCCAUCGGUAGCACACUACAUAGAGAAUAGGGUGCACUACUGUUGACCAAGGCCCGGCCAUCGGUAGCACACUACAUAGAGAAUAGGGUGCCAUUUCAGACACUGAAUAAACUCUGGUGGGGGGGGGGUAGUAGUAAUCUACACGUCUCUGAUCAUGAACCAAUAGUACAAUAGCAUUCAGCAGAUUGACUAUAGAUUGACUAUAUGACUAUAGAUUGACUAUAUGACUGUAGAUUGACUAUAUGACUAUAGAUUGACUAUAGAUUGACGAUAUGACUAUAGAUUAUUCUACAGGUCAGAGAGUUGUUUCUGUUCUACUUUCUAUAUUUCUUUCUGAACAGUUAAACAUGUUAUACUAUGUCAGAAGUGUUUCCCAAAUAGCACCCUAAUCCCUAUAUAUAUUUAUACAGUGCCUUGCGAAAGUAUUCGGCCCCCUUGAACUUUGCGACCUUUUGCCACAUUUCAGGCUUCAAACAUAAAGAUAUAAAACUGUAUUUUUUUUUGUGAAGAAUCAACAACAAGUGGGACACAAUCAUGAAGUGGAACGACAUUUAUUGGAUAUUUCAAACUUUUUUAACAAAUCAAAAACUGAAAAAUUGGGCGUGCAAAAUUAUUCAGCCCCUUUACUUUCAGUGCAGCAAACUCUCUCCAGAAGUUCAGUGAGGAUCUCUGAAUGAUCCAAUGUUGACCUAAAUGACUAAUGAUGAUAAAUACAAUCCACCUGUGUGUAAUCAAGUCUCCGUAUAAAUGCACCUGCACUGUGAUAGUCUCAGAGGUCCGUUAAAAGCGCCGAGAGCAUCAUGAAGAACAAGGAACACACCAGGCAGGUCCGAGAUACUGUUGUGAAGAAGUUUAAAGCCGGAUUUAGAUCCAAAACGAUUUCCCAAGCUUUAAACAUCCCAAGGAGCACUGUGCAAGCGAUAAUAUUGAAAUGGAAGGAGUAUCAGGACACUGCAAAUCUACCAAGACCUGGCCGUCCCUCUAAACUUUCAGCUCAUACAAGGAGAAGACUGAUCAGAGAUGCAGCCAAGAGGCCCAUGAUCACUGGAUGAACUGCAGAGAUCUACAGCUGAGGUGGGACACUCUGUCCAUAGGACAACAAUCAGUCGUAUAUUGCACAAAUCUGGCCUUUAUGGAAGAGUGGCAAGAAGAAAGCCAUUUCUUAAAGAUAUCCAUAGAAAGUGUCGUUUUUAAAGUUUGCCACAAGCCACCUGGGAGACACACCAAACAUGUGGAAGAAGGUGCUCUGGUCAGAUGAAACCAAAAUUGAACUUUUUGGCAACAAUGCAAAACGUUAUGUUUGGCGUAAAAGCAACACAGCUCAUCACCCUGAACACACCAUCCCCACUGUCAAACAUGGUGGUGGCAGCAUCAUGGUUUGGGCCUGCUUUUCUUCAGCAGGGACAGGAAAGAUGGUUAAAAUUGAUGGGAAGAUGGAUGGAGCCAAAUACAGGACCAUUCUGGAAGAAAACCUGAUGGAGUCUGCAAAAGACCUGAGACUGGGACUGAGAUUUGUCUUCCAACAAGACAAUGAUCCAAAACAUAAAGCAAAAUCUACAAUGGAAUGGUUCAAAAAUAAACAUAUCCAGGUGUUAGAAUGGCCAAGUCAAAGUCCAGACCUGAAUCCAAUCGAGAAUCUGUGGAAAGAACUGAAAACUGCUGUUCAAAUGCUCUCCAUCCAACCUCACUGAGCUCGAGCUGUUUUGCAAGGAGGAAUGGGAAAAAAUUCAGUCUCUGUGC
This is a messenger RNA of Oncorhynchus keta (chum salmon), 3727 nucleotides long. It is a transcript of the gene slc10a7, whose product is annotated as solute carrier family 10 member 7. Bases 172 to 1185 code for a protein of 337 amino acids. Gene Ontology annotation, cellular component: plasma membrane. Lineage: Eukaryota; Metazoa; Chordata; Actinopteri; Salmoniformes; Salmonidae. The record is from RefSeq and is a predicted model, not a curated record. The transcript is spliced from 13 exons.